CCCCGCACCGCACCCAGGCGCGCUCCCGGGCACCCCAACCCGCCUCUGCUCCCGCACCUCCCCUCCCCCCAGGCCUCGCCAGGCCAGGACACGUCAGGGGACAUAAAUAAAUAAAUAAUUCCAUUCAGCCGGUGACAGCGAGGCCAGGCGGCUGCAGCUGGGCGGGGGGACCGGGAGAGCGGCGGUGCGCGCACCGAGUGCCAGAGCCAGAUUCCAUUUGAAGCUGUUACCUGGCACAAUUGUGUAUUGGUCAGACAUACUCUGCUGAACUGAAUUCUGAAGCAGGAGUCAAGGUUGGGAUGCGCUGCUUUCCUAUUGACCUAGACAAAAAUAUCUGGGCACCGUGAACACAGAACAGUUCCUCCCUAGAGCUAGCUGAUAAUCUGGAGUCGGCUCUACCUCUCCCUUUAUAUUGCCUUGGAAUAUUGCUCAUCAUCAGAAAGUGAUUAGGCUUAGAUAUACACACCACCCAAAGUGCUCAUCUGACAACAGGUUGCUCUAGUCUCCAGCAGAGGUGCAGAAAUGCCAUCGGAGACUUCUGCUCCUCCUCCAUACCCCCUUCCUCCAGAUGGAGGUUGGGGUUGGGUAGUAGUUUGUGCAUCCUUUAUCUCCAUUGGAUUUUCAUAUGCCUUCCCCAAAGCUGUCACAGUAUUCUUCAAAGAUAUUCAGGAAAUAUUCCACGCUAGCUACAGUGAAAUUGCAUGGAUAUCAUCCAUCAUGCUGGCUGUCAUGUAUGCAGGAGGUCCUGUCAGUAGUGUCUUGGUGAACAACUAUGGCAGCCGGCCAGUGGUGAUAACUGGAGGGUUGCUGUGCUGUACCGGAAUGAUCUUGGCUUCCUUCAGUAACAGUGUGAUACAACUUUACCUCACAAUUGGCUUAAUUGGAGGUAUAGGAUUAGCAUUCAACCUGCAACCAGCCUUAACAAUACUCGGAAAAUACUUCUAUAGGAGACGGCCCAUGGCAAGCGGCUUGGCCAUGGCUGGAAGUCCUGUUUUCUUAAGCUCGCUGGCUCCCUUUAAUCAGUAUCUAUUUAACAGUUACGGCUGGAAGGGGAGCUUCUUGAUUUUGGGAGGCAUAUUUUUGCACUCCUGUGUGGCUGGAUGCCUCAUGAGACCUGUCCAGCAAAGUACACGUCAGUCGAAGUCUAAAAGUAAGGUUGGUUCAAGACACGAUGAAACUAUGAAGAAAGUCAGUAAGGAAUCGACAGCAGAAAAAAUUAAUAAAUUUUUAGAUUUCAGCCUUUUUAAGCAUAGAGGAUUUUUGAUCUACCUGUCUGGAAAUGUCAUUAUGUUUCUAGGGUUUUUUGCCCCUAUUAUAUUCUUGGCUCCAUAUGCUAAAGACAAAGGAGUGGAUGAAUAUAACUCAGCUUUGUUGCUGUCUGUGAUGGCUUUUGUGGAUAUGUUUGCUCGACCUUGUGGAGGAUUAAUAGCCAAUUCCAAGUUAGUUCGUCCACGCAUCCAGUACUUCUUCAGCUUUGCAGUUAUAUUCACUGGCGUAUGCCAUCUCCUCUGCCCCCUGGCAGACACCUACGCAGCAUUGGUGGCCUACUCUAUAGUCUUUGGUUUUGGAUUUGGAAGUGUUAGCAGUGUCCUCUUUGAAACUCUCAUGGACCUUGUUGGACCCGCCAGGUUUUCCAGUGCCGUGGGACUUGUCACCAUUAUGGAGUGUUGCCCCGUUCUUCUAGGCCCUCCUCUAGCUGGUAAAUUGGUUGAUAAAACUAAAGACUAUAAAUUUAUGUACAUAGCCAGUGGGGCAAUCGUGGUGAUAUCAGGCAUUUGGCUGUUCAUCGGCAACGCUAUUAAUUAUAGACUCCUCGCCAAGGAAAGGAAGAGAGAGAGAGCACGGAGGAAGAAAUCAGCCACCCAUUCGCCCAGAGAAUCGGAGGCGUUGAACAAAUCCAAACAGGACGAUGUUACUGUCAAAGUUUCAGGUGCACACAGUCCUCCGUCAGACAGAGAAAGAGAAAGCAAUAUUUAACAUGUCUCAUCUCAAAUCAGUGUUUAUGAAUUUGCUUAUGAGUUUCUUUGUGUUUUUCAAAGUGUUGGAAAGGAUUUUAGGUAAAACAAAUGAUCACAAACAAUAAUGAAACUAAGAUUUGGAGGUGACGUGUACAGAAAAUCGAUGCAGAGGCUUAUUUGCAGACUUGACUUGGGGUGUUGUGAUGAGAAAGAAGAAUUUUUAAAUCUUUCACUGACUUUUAUUCGUAGAAUGAAAUCUGCAUCUCAGAAGCCUGCUUACUUAAGCAUAUGUUUAAUUCCAUAAAAUGUCUCUCCUCAAAGUUCCUUUUUAGACAAUUAUUUCUCUUUUCACACACAAAGAAUCACAUAGAAUAUAUAUCCACACAAACACUGAGUAUCUGGAGACCAUAAAGAAAUAAAUGAAUUUGAAAGAAAAA
This is a messenger RNA of Microtus ochrogaster (prairie vole), 2395 nucleotides long. It is a transcript of the gene Slc16a7, whose product is annotated as solute carrier family 16 member 7. Gene Ontology annotation, molecular function: lactate transmembrane transporter activity. Gene Ontology annotation, biological process: plasma membrane lactate transport. Gene Ontology annotation, cellular component: basolateral plasma membrane. NCBI's taxonomy places the organism in Eukaryota, Metazoa, Chordata, Mammalia, Rodentia, Cricetidae. The record is from RefSeq and is a predicted model, not a curated record.